AUGGCGCUGGAGUUUAUCCUGCAGUUGCACGAGCCGCUGCGCAGCCGCCUUCGUCUUCCCGAGGCGUUCGCGAGGGUGUUGGAGAUUGACCAGCCACCGAGGUUGAGGCUUCACAUGAAGGGGUGUUGCAACGGUGAUAUGUGGGCGAACACAACGUUCCCCGUCCCUCAUGUAAUGUUCCUCCUUCGGGGUUGGAAGACCUUCACACGUGCCCACUGCUUGAUGAAGGGGCACGUUCUCCACUUCAAAUUAGUGGAGAGCGAUCUGCUCUCCGUCAAGGUCUUCGGGCGCUCGGGAAUCAGGUUAGGGUGCUGCGCGAAGAGCUCGACUGAUGAAGAAAGCUCCUCCUCGAGUGACAGUGACGAGGAGGACACCGGUGGGGAGGAUGACGGGGACGGGUCCGACUAG
This is a messenger RNA of Aegilops tauschii subsp. strangulata, 408 nucleotides long. The record is from RefSeq and is a predicted model, not a curated record. NCBI's taxonomy places the organism in Eukaryota, Viridiplantae, Streptophyta, Magnoliopsida, Poales, Poaceae.